AUGGGAAUAUAUAAGCUCCCAACGCUCUCAGAGUACUGGCGAAGAACAGGAAUUGGUGCAAUGCCCUGGUUUUGGACUGUGUUUUCUAAAAACAGAUUUUUUGCGAUAAGCAAAUAUCUCCAUGCUAAUGACAAGACGAAACGACCUGAACAAGGCCAAGAUGGAUACAAGCUGUUCCAUGUACAACGUAUAAUCGAUUCCCUCUUGCAAGCAUUUCGCUUGCUGUAUACCCCAGGGCGAGAACUGAGCAUUGACGAACAAAUGGUUGGUACAAGAUGCAUAUAUCAUUUCUACAGUAUAUGCCCAAGAAACUCAAAAAAUUUGGCAUAAAAAUUUGGGCAUUAUGUGAAGCAAAAACUGGUUAUUGUUGUAACUUUCAAGUGUACACAGGAAAAACUGAUGGUGCAGGGCAAGAAAGUGGUCUCUCGUACCGUGUCGUGUUUUCGUCUUUCGUAUUUUUCGUCAGUCAAACUUGUGUCAGACUUGCUAAAAGAACAUACAUUGGCAUGUGGAACUAUUCAAGCUAAAAGAGUGAACCUUCCCACUGAUAUUUCAGAUGGAAACUAUUAUCAUGGACAGGUAAAGUUUUGGUCAUGUGGCAACUUAUCUGUUGUUCACUGGAAGUUUUCCUCUUGGCAUUCAUUUAAAAUGCUAACAAUUCCCCCCAGAAGAGAUGAAGCAGAUGAAGUGCAUAAGCCUGAAAUUAUCCAUGAUUACAAUGAGUUCAUGAGAGGUGUUGACCUAUGUGACUAG
This is a messenger RNA of Paramuricea clavata, 753 nucleotides long. Lineage: Eukaryota; Metazoa; Cnidaria; Anthozoa; Malacalcyonacea; Plexauridae. The record is from the annotation of a GenBank genome assembly.